This is a messenger RNA of Tribolium castaneum (red flour beetle), 6553 nucleotides long. RefSeq lists its product as uncharacterized. Gene Ontology annotation, biological process: glycogen biosynthetic process; glycogen catabolic process. The coding region runs from base 19 to 5781 and encodes 1920 amino acids. The transcript is spliced from 16 exons. Lineage: Eukaryota; Metazoa; Arthropoda; Insecta; Coleoptera; Tenebrionidae. Gene Ontology annotation, molecular function: amylo-alpha-1,6-glucosidase activity; 4-alpha-glucanotransferase activity. The record is from RefSeq and is a predicted model, not a curated record.
AAACCGCUCGGUGUAACAAUGAAAAUGUUUUCCUGCCUUUGGAAACUUUAUAUGGGAAUCCUUCACUUAAUCUUGUUUUUCCCGAGCAAAAGUCUGGCUAUUGCGUUUCAUUUAAUAAGAUACGGGUUAUUGUGGUGUGUUUUAAUAUUGCUAAGCUUGUCACGGUAUUUGGAGCAAAUAUCCGGCGGUCGAGGCGAAGCAAACGACCAAGACCAAAAUAAGGAAAAAUCGAAGAAGAAAGCGAAACCCAAACCGAAGAAAAGUCCACUACGGGAGCCCUCCUUCAGCACAACACUCACAGACCCGAUUGAGGAGGUCAUAGAGGAGAUAUUGGACGAAGAAGUGAAGUCACCCAAACCGAGAAAACGAAAUAAGAAAAGCAAGCCGAAAAGUAGCGACGACGAAGUCGGUUUCUCGUUUUUCAAAAGCAAUUCGUCGGAAAGUUUGCCAAAAUUUGAGGAAAAUUCUGCAGCUAAGUUGAGUCCCGAGGUCGUGUCAGAUCCACCAGAGGACUCACUCGGGUUUUCCUUUCUCCCCGUCAGGGAUAAGAAACAGAGGAAAAAUCAGAAAGUGAAAAUCGACGAUUUGCCCAAAUCGACGCUCAUUGAGCAUUUCAAGCACAACAAAAGGGCCAAGAAUGAGUUUGUUGUGAUUGAAAAGGUUGAAGUUGAAGAUAAGCCUGAAAAUUGUAUCGAAAUCGUCAAUAAAGAAACCGGGAAAAAGGUUUAUCUUGAGGCCAAAGAGAGCAAAAAAGUACACUCGAAGAUAUCGUACGCCAGCGUCGCUUCUCAGCGUUUUGAGGAAAGCUUGGAACAGUUGAGGAGGGAGGAGGAAAGUAAAGCUGAUUCUGGAAUUAACGGUGGUUCAAAACGCCAAGUUGAGGAAGAGUUAGCGACUCAAAUUCAGGGUGAAGAACGCAGACUGGUCGAUUUACUUGACCAAGACCACAAGCCCGGUGGAGAAAUAGCCGAAAAUUCUUCGUUUGUGGAGUUUAAUGGGGGUCUUGGAGAAAUAACCGCACCUAUUGAAGAACCAAAAACAGCCCCUGGUGAAGAAAUAGUAGAACUGAUACAAAGCAUUGUUGACACUGUCACUAGUGAAACAGCGUCUUCCGAACUUUUGUCUGAAGAAAUUUCUCCCUUCAAAAUGUCUUCCGGUACCCAAGUGCGCGUUCUGACCCUAAACGAUAAAGAACACCAAGACUCGACUCUUUACCGCCUGCAGAAAAACUGGAUUAUUCAGUUCCGUCUCGGCCCUUCCUUACUCGGGCGGAAAGUGUCGCUUUACUGCAACUACCCUCAAACCGGCGACUUCAAGCGACACUCCUACGCCUUGCUCAAGUGGCAACAAGACGAAGGCUGCCAGCAUUCCGACGACACGGCCCUUCUGACUGAAUUAACACUCGAAAAGUCCGGAAGUUUUCACUACUUUUUCACCUACGACGACCAGAUCGAACAUCAAGGCUCCGGUUUUUUCCUCGUAGACCCGGUUUUGAAAUACGGGAAAAACGAAAAAUUGCCGCUGGAUUGUAUUCAGUGUCAGACUGUGUUGGCUAAGGGCUUGGGCCCGUUUGACACGUGGGAAAAUAAACUACAAGUUGCCAAAGAAUCGGGCUAUAACAUGGUCCACUUUACGCCAAUUCAGGAAUUAGGAGCUUCGAAUUCGUCGUACAGUCUUAGCGAGCAGUUGAAGAUCAACCCAUUGUUCACUAAACAAAACGGCAGUGAAACAACGUUUGAGGACGUCAGUGACUUGAUUAAGAAAAUGCGCCAGGAAUGGAAGGUGGUUUCAAUUUGCGAUAUUGUUUUGAACCACACGGCCAACGAAAGUGCCUGGCUUAAGGAGCACCCGGAGGCCACCUACAACUGUCAAAACUGCCCCUAUUUGCGGCCUGCCUACCUGCUAGAUGCCGCCUUUCACCAGUUUUCCUUGGACGUGUCUAAGGGGGUGUACGAGGACAAAGGGAUUCCGCCCCAAGUCUCAACAGAGGAACACUUGCACUCCAUCCGUUACCACCUCCACAACGACGUUUUAUCCCAGUUGAAAAUCCCCGAACUGUUCAUUUGUGAUGUUGCUAAAAACACCGCAGACUUUCUGAAUUUAAUUCGUAAUAAAAUACCGACUCAAAUCGAAUCAAAAAUUGAAGGCGAACUCAAACUGAUCCAAGACCCGCAGUUUCGACGACUUGCCUCAAGCAUUGACAUGGAUUUAGCCACGAAGUUGUACAAUAAUUACCGUCUCGAUUGUUACGAUGAAGAGACUAGGAUUAAAAAGUGCGCUGAGGAUUUUAAGAACAAACUCGAAGCGCUUAACAAAGCGAUGAUUGAUGAAGUUAACGAGCAUUUGAAGGUUGCAGUUGAGAAUGUAAUUGCCGGGAUUAGGUACUUCAGGGUGCAACCCGACGGCCCCAAAGUCCGCGAAAUUUCCCUGAAAAACCCGCUAGUUUUUCGCUAUUUCACCGAUUAUGGGACUCCCAAGAGUCUCAAAGAGCACGAGGCGAUUAUGAAUAAUGAAAAUGGGCGGUUUUUGAUGGCUCAUAACGGUUGGGUCAUGAAUUCGGACCCGUUGAGGAAUUUCGCAGCCCCAGAUUCAAAUGUUUAUAUCAGGCGGGAGUUGAUCGCAUGGGGGGAUAGUGUUAAAUUGAGGUAUGGGGAGAAGCCGGAAGAUUCUCCGUUUUUGUGGGGACAUAUGAGGGAGUAUGUGGAGUUGACGGCGAGGAUUUUUGAUGGAGUUCGGUUGGAUAAUUGCCAUUCGACGCCGAUUCCGGUGGCAGAAUACCUCCUUGACUGCGCCCGAAAAAUCAACCCCGACCUGUACGUUGUUGCCGAACUGUUCACAAACUCGGACCUAACCGACAACAUUUUCGUCAACCGCCUCGGCAUAUCAUCCCUGAUUCGAGAAGCCAUGUCGGCUUGGGAUUCCCACGAACAAGGCCGUCUCGUCUACCGCUACGGUGGUUCCCCGGUUGGUUCAUUCUACCAACCGCGAAUCCGCCCCCUUGUGCCCUCAAUCGCCCACGCCCUCUUCCUCGACUUAACCCACGACAACCCCAGUCCGGUUGAAAAACGCUCCGUUUUCGAUUUAUUACCAAGCACAGCCCUCGUCAACAUGGCAUGCUGUGCCAGCGGCUCGAACCGGGGCUACGACGAGCUGGUCCCCCACCAUGUACACGUGGUUGACGAAACGCGACAAUAUACAGAGUGGACACAAAACGAGAGUCUUGCCACCGGAAACGCCCGGUAUAUUACGAAAAAAUCGGGGAUUAUUGCGGCCAAGCAAGCGCUAAACGAGCUGCAUUUCCACUUGGGGGCCCAAGGAUUUGAUCAAGUUUAUGUCGACCAAAUGGACCCGGAUGUGGUUGCAGUCACGAGGCAUUGCCCGGAGACACACGAAAGUUACGUUCUGGUCGCCUUUACGGCUUUCACUCAUCCGCCAGAGGGCGCUGAGGGGCACCAAAGAGCCAUCAAACCGCUCAGAGUCGAAGGAGUCUUGGACGAAAUUGUCCUGGAAGCGACUCUCAAUCAAACCAAUUCCAAGUGUGGUUCGAAAUACACGAAAAGUCAAAAUCAUCGCAAAGAUAACAAGUGGAUUAACGGCUUGUCGGAAUAUCAGGUCCACCUGAACCAACAUAUUCAAGCAAGUGAGUCUGAGACUGUUGAAAAGGUCGAUUCAGGAUCUCCCAAUGUUGUCCAAUUGAAUUUCAAAAAUUUCAAGCCGGGGAGUGUCCUCGUAAUCAAAGUGUCGUUACCUGAGGAUAUGAGAGAGGCGAUUAAAAAUGUGCGCAGCUUGAUCAGCCAAUUCUCUUUUAAAAAAGGGACAGAACUGUGGAAAAUAAUAAGCGAAAUGAGCUUAGCCGACUUGAAUCGGGCCUUGUACAGGUGUGACCAAGAGGAGAGGGACGAAGGCCACGGUUUCGACACUUACGAAAUACCGAAUUUCGGUCGCUUGGUCUAUGCCGGCUUUCAAGGUUUUAUGUCUUUGUUGAGCACUAUUCGGCCUAAUAACGACCUGGGUCACCCCAUGUGUGCCAAUUUGCGCGACGGAAAUUGGAUGAUUGAUUACAUCUGGCAGAGAUUGAAGCUCGAUGACGGCACCAAGCGCUUGGGGCAGUGGUUUGAGGAGAACUCGAAGUCGCUCAAAUCCAUACCGCGCUACUUGGUCCCGUGCUACUUCGACGUGAUUGUCACAGGGAUCUAUGUUUUGCUGUUCGAGCAGUGCUACGCCCUUAUGUCGGAUUUUGUCAAGCUCGGCUCCGCCUUUGUCAAAGGUCUAGCGAUGGGUUCGGUCCAAAUGGCGGCUUACAUAAAGUCCGCUGAUUUGCCGCAACUUUCGCCGAAUCUUUCGGCACCUAAGCCGCCCCAAAGGAAAAAUAACAAGGGCGAGUUGGUGCAGUCUUGUGUUACGAUGUCGGCCGGCUUGCCCCAUUUCUCGGUGGGGUAUAUGCGUAACUGGGGUCGGGACACCUUCAUAGCCCUGAGAGGGCUAUUUUUGCUGACUGGGCGGUUUGAGGAUGCUAGGUACCACAUUUUGGGGUAUGCGGCCUGCUUGAGACAUGGGCUUAUACCCAAUUUGCUCGACGGUGGACGAAACUCACGCUUCAACUGCCGCGACGCCGUCUGGUGGUGGCUGCACUGCAUCAAAAGCUACACCGAGGACGCCCCCUCCGGGCUCUCCAUCCUCCAAGACAAAGUCUCCCGCAUCUUCCCCACCGACGACUCGCCCCCUCAGCCCCCCGGCCAAUUCGAGCAGCCCCUCCAUGCCAUAAUGCAGGAAGCCCUCAACGUCCACUUCCAGGGCCUCGUGUUCCGCGAACGCAACGCCGGCCGUCAAAUCGACGAACACAUGACCGACCAAGGCUUCAACAACCAAAUCGGAAUUCAUCCCGAGACCGGUUUCGUCUUCGGAGGCAACGCCUUCAACUGUGGCACCUGGAUGGACAAGAUGGGUUCGUCCGAGAAGGCCGGAAAUCGGGGAAAACCGGCGACGCCGCGAGACGGCUCCGCCGUCGAACUGAUCGGAUUGGCCAAGUCGGUGGUCACGUGGUUGGAUAAGUUGAGCAGGGAGGGGAAGUACCCGUAUUCAGGGGUGGAAAGAAUUGGAAAAAACGAGGUUGAAACUAAGUGGACGUUCGGGGAGUGGGCCGAAAAGAUACAAAAUAAUUUUGAGAAGUUGUUUUGGGUCAAUGAGACGCCGGUAGAGGGCGAGAUUCGGCCUGAUUUGAUUAAUAAAAGGGGGAUUUAUAAGGACUGCUGCGGGGCGAGCCAGGAAUGGACCGACUUUCAGCUGAGGUGUAAUUUUCCAGUUGCAAUGGUGGUAGCGCCGGAAUUGUUCAACCCACAGCAUGCAUGGGUGGCUUUGGAACAAGCCGAAAAGUCCCUUUUAGGGCCGCUAGGGAUGCGGACUUUGGACCCCGAGGAUUGGGCAUAUAAUGGGGAUUAUGAUAAUUCAAACGAUUCGGAUAAUUUCAAUGUUGCCCAUGGGAUGAACUACCAUCAAGGCCCGGAGUGGGUGUGGCCUGUCGGCUUCUACCUACGUGCCAGGUUGCGAUUCGCUGCCGCUAACAACCAAUUGGCGAGAACCGUGGCCGACACUAAGGUCGUUUUAGCGAAACAUUUUGUCGAAUUGCAAACGUCUACGUGGCGCGGUCUCCCCGAAUUGACCAAUAAGAACGGAGCGUUCUGCAAAGACAGCUCAAGGACGCAAGCGUGGAGCAUGUCGUGCAUUUUGGAAGUUUUGCACGACCUCCAAAGGAUCGAGAGGGACCAACCGACGAUCAAUUGACUCACAAGAAAAUUAGAUGUACUAACCGAAAAUUGCGUAAUUACGAUCAACUUGCCGACCAAACGGACUUUUUUUAAGCGUGAAGUAGUGUACAAGGUUGAGGACGAAGCCGAGUUGCCGCAAGUUGCGAAUUUCGCGGUUUAUAGUGAUUUGUACUUUAGGAAAAAUGAGAGUUUGAACGUGGUUGAGCGUGCGGGUGACUUGCUAGUGUGUGAUUUUACUGUGGAUUUUAUGCCGUGUUUUGGGGAGUGUUCCCGGGUUUUACAAGUGUUAAAAUAUUCCCCUGGUGAUUGUCUUAGUUUUAAUUUAGAUAAGUCUUACAAGAAUUACCGUGCAAUUGUUAAUUAUAGUUCGUUUACUAAUCGUGUUGUGUGUUUCGGUGAUUUGUUAUCAAGGAUCUCGAUGAAACCGAAAAGAAAAUCAAUUCGUUUGGUCGAUUUGGAUGAAAUAUCACCGGUCGAAGACGAUAAUCCGAGAAUUACCGACGAAUUUGUUGAAAAUCAAACUGAUAAACCCCUGUUGGACAAACCUAGAUUUAAUCCAAUUAUACUCGAGCCGCUAUCGUUGGAAGGUUUGCAGAAGAAACGUGUUAUCAACAGGAUUUAUGAAACUGAGGAGAAGAAACUAAUCCGUAUUACCAUCAUGUACACUUUGGCCUUUUUUGCGCUAGCUAUUACGACGUUUUUUAUCAUUUAUUUAGCCUAAACAAUUAUUUAUUUCCAAAGUUUGUUGUGAUCAGUUUAUUUUGUAAUUAAUAAAAUGCUAUUCUGGU